Kalmanozyma brasiliensis GHG001 is the source of this 1194-nucleotide messenger RNA. RefSeq names its product Translocation protein Sec62. The record is from RefSeq and is a predicted model, not a curated record. Bases 1 to 1194 code for a protein of 397 amino acids. NCBI's taxonomy places the organism in Eukaryota, Fungi, Basidiomycota, Ustilaginomycetes, Ustilaginales. Gene Ontology annotation, biological process: post-translational protein targeting to membrane, translocation. Gene Ontology annotation, cellular component: endoplasmic reticulum; endoplasmic reticulum membrane. The transcript has a single exon.
AUGACCAAAGUCCGUCGCCGCAAUCGACGCGCCGAUGCUGCUCCGCCUCCUACUCUUGCAGCCAAGCGCUCCACUGCCAAAACGGCAUCUCCUGCCGCAGACACCCCGAACGAUGCUCUGACAGCGCACCACGUCGACUUGGAUGCCGAUGCCGCCGAUCAACUCGACCUGAACACCUUUAUUGACAUGACCACGCAUUCUGCCGAUCUCUUCUCCGCUCCACCUCCUUCCUCCGCUCUCCGCAAAUCCUCCCUCUCCUCCUCGAUCGACGACGACUUGGCCAUCCCCAUCUCGCAGGAGCACCAAUCCUCCGCGCCCCCUCCGGCACGCAACGUCGUCAACUUCCUCCGCAACAAGGCCGGGCUCAAAACGCGCGUCGGCGCCCUCAACGGCAAACGCGUCGACUACUUCAAAGGCUCUUCCGCCGUCAAAGCCCUUCUCUCCCCGGCCUACGCCAAACUCAAAGACGUCCCCAAAGUCACCUCCAAAGAAGAAGCCGAGCAGUGUUUGCACAACAUCAUCCCGUUCGCCUUUUUCCUUCGCGUCAAUCGCGGGUCGAGCACCGGUGGCAAGGACUCGCCGCGUGUGGUGGAGAUCAAUCCGCAACAGCUGUUCAAAAGCGACGAGCACUAUGUGUGGUUGUUCGAGGGCAGUCAGUUGGGGCUGAAGCUGGCUGGGUUGGGGAUGGUAGCGGUGAUGUUGGCCGGUGUGAUGUUUCCGCUGUGGCCGCCGACGAUGCGCUUGGGCGUGUGGUAUCUUAGCGUUGCGGCGCUGGGGUUGAUCGGUCUGUUCUUUGGCAUUGCGAUUGUGCGGUUGAUCUUCUGGUUGGCGACGGUGGUGGUUGUCAAGCCGGGUAUUUGGAUCUUCCCGAACCUGUUCGAGGAUGUUGGGUUUGUGGAUUCGUUCAUCCCGUUGUGGGCGUGGGAUGUGCCUCCGCCGCCGAAGAAGGCCAAGGCGGCCAAAGCUGCCGCAGGUGUGGCAGAGAAGAAGAAGGUCGGGGGGAGCGGGGCUGGUGCUCGUCAGCAGGCGUUGUCUGGACUAGGCGGUGCUGCACCCACUGCUCCGCCCAGCCCACCAAAGGCACCCCAGCAGGCCGCACAGUCCAGCCCGGCCGCGCAGAACGGUGGCGUCCACAAUCAGAGCUCUGGCAGCGGCGGACCGGGCGCUUCGGACAGUCUCGACGAUCUCAACUAG